AUGAUUCGCGAACACUACGGCAAAACGCGCUCGUUGGAAACCUUCACUUACGCAACCGACUUGAUAGUUAGUUGCCCUCGGCACGCCACACGCAAGGAAAAACUGAUUCAUAAGUCAAAAUCUUCCAGUAUGUUCCAUAAAGCAAGCUUAAAUAAAACCACCCCUAAUAUCCCCUCAGUUCAUUCAAUUAAAGUUUUCCUAUCCAAGGAGUCUCGCACUCUGCAGAAAACCCACUUUAGGAAUUCUAAGCUUUCAGAGGCGAAAAUGGCAUCGUAUUGCUCUCGCAUUGCAGUGGGAUUGUUUGUGACGGCGGCGGUGCUUAUCAAUGGGGUGGCAGCUCGGCCGUUUAGGGUGGACGAAACCGUUCGCUGGGUUCCGCGCCUCGGCUCAUUUAAUGACUGGGUCCAAAAAUACCGUUUUCUUAUCGGCUACACCCUGGGCAACCAUUCUCCCUCACCUGCCCCUGAGCCUGCCCGUGGCCCCGUCAAAGGACGCUUCUCGCCGGAAAAAGCUGGCUGCUGUCAAGGCAAUUGCUGCGAACUGGAAAAUCUUCUAGUCUGCUGUGAAAGGCACUUAUAGCCCGGGAAGAGGCCGGACGCCAUUACACCUGCAAAUGAUCACUGGUUUUGAAAGUUUGUUUAGAAUUGGUGGGAUUCAGGAGCUUUUUCGGAUUCUUUUCUAAAUAAACAAAUGUUAUUUACAAAUAAGCGCACCGGUUUUGGAAGUUUGUUUCUUGCGUGGACGGUGCACUGUUUUAGUUUGAAAGUUGGUGGGAUUCGGGAGCUUUUGGGUUUUUUUGUCUUGUUAGCUUUAUCCCUCUGUGUUUUGAUAGCUGUGAUAUAAACAAAUGUAACCUUAUUUUCUUAAUAUAAUUUCAGUUCUUUUUAUAAGAACAAC
Molecule: messenger RNA, 897 nt
Organism: Cryptomeria japonica (Japanese cedar)
Lineage: Eukaryota; Viridiplantae; Streptophyta; Pinopsida; Cupressales; Cupressaceae
Exons: 2
Coding region: 1-579 (192 amino acids)
Source: RefSeq, a predicted model, not a curated record